AUGGGUAUUCAUGAAGUUGAUGCUUACACGACCAUGUCACCCCAACUUACAGCACUUCAGAAGCAAUUAGGAGUUUUGGAAGGGGUUGAACAGAAAAGGAAGGAUGAGAACCCACCAAGUAAAGCGAAGGAAGAAUUCGAUGAAGAAUUCAAGGAAGAAGUCAUGGUUGAAAAGAAGCCAACGAGUCCUAGAGAAGAAGAAUCGAGGAGGGAAGAGAGGCCAAACCAAAAGAAAGAAAAAUUGCCAUUUCCUGAGAUACCACCGGAGUUGGCACAUCAUACUCCUCUUGUUCCUUUUCUUCAGAGGCUUAGAAAGAAAAAUCAGCAUAAGCAGUUCACGAAAUUCCUUAAGAUGCCGAGCUACGCAAAAUUGAUCAAGGAAAUUAUGUCAAACAAAAGGAAGUUGGAAGAGGAGGAAACAAUGAUGCUUACAGAGGAAUGCAGUGCCAUUCUACAUAAGAAGCUACCAUCAAAACUCAAGGAUCUAGGGAGGAUUGGUGAAGUGAACCCAACAACAAUAUCUUUGCAACUUGCAGAUAGAUCCAUCAAGCAUCUGAGGAGCAUAGUUGAAGAUGUACUGGUUAAGGUGGACAAAGUCAUCUUUCCUGUAGAUUUUGUCAUAUUGGAUAUGGAAGAGGACAAGGAAAUGCCUCUCAUCCUGGGGCGACCAUUUCUUGCCACCGGAAGAGCCUUAAUUGAUGUACUAGAAGGGAAAUUGCUUUUAAGGGUCCAAGAUGAAAAAGUGACAUUCAAUGUCUUUGAGCUAUUUGUGUUAAUUUAG
Molecule: messenger RNA, 780 nt
Organism: Pistacia vera
Lineage: Eukaryota; Viridiplantae; Streptophyta; Magnoliopsida; Sapindales; Anacardiaceae
Exons: 5
Coding region: 1-780 (259 amino acids)
Source: RefSeq, a predicted model, not a curated record